GUGGAAUGUUCAGCAGUGCAACGGCAAAAACGGAGUCAACAUGGAUGGUCCUGAUCAGUGGAUCGACUGCCUCCGCGGGGGAAAGAUUCUGUCGGAGCUGCAGUUGAAGGCCGUGUGUGAACUGGUCAAGGAGAUCCUGGUGGAGGAAUCCAACGUGCAGCUGGUGUCGAGCCCGGUGACCGUCUGCGGUGAUAUUCAUGGACAGUUUUACGAUCUCCUUGAGUUGUUCCGCGUGGGGGGCGAAUUGCCGACGACCAACUACGUGUUCAUGGGCGACUUCGUUGAUCGAGGACACAACAGCGUUGAAACGUUCGAGAUGCUAUUGUGCCUCAAAGCAAGAUAUCCAGACCGCAUUACGUUGUUGCGAGGCAACCACGAAAGUAGACAAGUCACCCAGGUGUAUGGCUUUUACGAAGAAUGCGUGCGCAAAUACGGCAACGCCAACCCGUGGAAAUACUGCACAGAUGUCUUCGACUACCUGAACUUGGCAGCCGUCAUCGAUGGUAAAGUGCUUUGUGUGCACGGAGGUCUUUCGCCAGAGAUCCGAACGUUGGACCAAGUCCGCACAAUCGAGCGUCAAACAGAAAUCCCGCAUGAAGGCGCGUUUUCCGACUUGAUGUGGUCCGACCCAGAAGAUAUUGAAGCGUGGGCGAUGAGUCCUCGUGGCGCGGGCUUUUUGUUUGGGUGGAAAGUCACUCAAGAGGUGGAUACGGUCACGUUGACGUUGGACGUGCUAACGUCACUGGAUAACGUCAAAUGUGUCUAGUUCAACCACCUCAACGGCCUUGAUCUCAUCUGCCGCGCCCAUCAACUGGUCCAAGAAGGGUACAGCUACAUGUUUCCAGACAAGAACCUCGUGACAGUGUGGUCUGCACCAAACUACUGCUACCGCGUCGGCAACGUCGCCGCCAUCCUCGCCUUUGACGAGCACUUGAACCGCGAGUUCAAACUGUUUCGUGAAGUCCCCGAGUCGUCGGAGCACGCGUCGCAUCGCUCGGCCGUGCCGUACUUUUUGUAGUUUCGACUUAGAUUAACUUGCAACACGCCCCCCGUUUCGACUACUUAAGCAUGUACAAUCAUCGGCGGCACUUGCACCACCGCCGCCUCGGCCAUGUCCGCCGUGCGCACCGAG
This is a messenger RNA of Aphanomyces astaci, 1132 nucleotides long. Its product is annotated as serine/threonine-protein phosphatase ppe1, variant. Lineage: Eukaryota; Oomycota; Saprolegniomycetes; Saprolegniales; Verrucalvaceae. Gene Ontology annotation, molecular function: protein serine/threonine phosphatase activity. Gene Ontology annotation, cellular component: cytoplasm. The coding region runs from base 41 to 766 and encodes 241 amino acids. The transcript is spliced from 6 exons. The record is from RefSeq and is a predicted model, not a curated record. Gene Ontology annotation, biological process: peptidyl-serine dephosphorylation.